Molecule: messenger RNA, 839 nt
Organism: Arabidopsis arenosa
Lineage: Eukaryota; Viridiplantae; Streptophyta; Magnoliopsida; Brassicales; Brassicaceae
Source: the annotation of a GenBank genome assembly
CAUCAAAAAUCGGCUAUUUCUAGAGACGGAAGAGAAAGAGUCAGAAAAAGACGACGACUCAUCCUUUUUCUAGAGUACUGAUCGAUGGCGAGAGUUGCGGUUUUGGUUGCGGCGGCGGUGCUGGCUUUUCUGGCGGCUACGGAGGUGGCGGCGAAGAAGUGGACGGUGGGUGAUAACAAGUUCUGGAAUCCUAAUAUCAACUAUACCAUUUGGGCUCAGGACAAACAUUUCUACCUCGACGAUUGGCUCUAUUUUGUGUACGAGAGAAACCAAUACAACGUUAUAGAAGUGAACGAAACGAACUACAUAAGCUGCAAUCCUAAUAACCCGAUUGCUAAUUGGAGUCGUGGAGCUGGAAGGGACUUAGUUCAUCUUAAUGUGACAAGGCAUUACUAUCUGAUUAGUGGUAAUGGUGGUGGAUGUUACGGCGGUAUGAAGCUCGCUGUUUUAGUUGAGAAACCGCCUCCUCCACCAGCUGCAGCACCUAUCAAGAACAGUGCAACAAGAACCUUUACCCUCUCGGGUUUUGCCUAUCAGUUUGUUAUUCCGGUAGCUGUUUUCGCAGCAGUUGGGACAAUGUGGGACGCGGUACUGAGGUUGUGGUAACAAGUCUUUGAUUUCUUUUAAAGAGAAACGAUUGUUAUCGGUGAAAUCCGAGUCGAUUUAUAUCUUCGCAAAGUGAAGCUCUUUUUUAGUUUUAGUAGUACUCUUUUAUGUUGUGUUCUUGGAUCCUUUUUAGUCAUUCUACUCUGGGGUGUUUGUGUGUCUUUGGAGAUUGUUCAUGCUUUUGCUUUUGUUGGAGGGAAAAAUCAAUUGUUGAAUAAAAAAUUGUAAUUUAA